CAAGUUGCCGUGUUUACGCAUGCGCGCGUUACGUCAACGGCGGUCAUUUCCGAAAACCCAAAAUGGCGGACGGAGAUGGGAACCCCCACGAAAUUUUCUGGACUCGAGAAGAGAGGAGUUACAACAAGGACUCUGAUGGCUACUUGCAUUCAUUUGUCCCUGGAGUUGACCAGCCAGGUAACAUAAAAAUGACACAGAAAAUGAAGUUUCAUCAGUCUAACGAUAUGUUGAAUAAAGCAAUGAAAGCUUCAGGAGAUGAAAGAUUGAUGAAGGAACGAACUAACACUGAAAGCAGAGUGGAAAAUCAUGAUAGGAGGAAGGACAAAGACAUACACAAGUCAAAAACAUCAUCAGUGGAAGCCCCAAGGUUAAAAGACAAGCCAUCGCUGAAGGAUCUCAAACCAGAAGACAAAAAGAGGAUUGCUAAUUUGAUCAGAGAAUUAGCAAAGGCAGGAGAGGAGAAGGAGGUAAUUGUUCAGCAACUCAGUGUAGAGCGACGCUCUUAUGAAGAUAAAGUUAACAAAUUACACGAACAGAUGGCAGCCAUUAUACAAGAGAGAGAACUGACUCAGAAACAAUAUUUAGAAUGUCAAAAGCUUCUAGCUGAGUACCAGUCACAGCUAGCAUCUGAACAAGAGAAGCUUGCUUUGUCUUUACAUCAUCGAGCAUCACCUCCAAAGUUCGGCAUGGCCCCACAGUCGCCCACCAAACCAGCGCCAGAUUAUGCACCAGUGGUUAAAAAGAAUCAGUCAAAUACACCACACAAAGAACGUCAGCUAAGAACACUCAGAGUAACUGAUCACCAGACCACCAGCCAGCAUGCUACCCUGACUCAGUCAAAUGGGUACAAUAAUGCACCUCACACUGGGUACAGGUACCCUGUUACCCAUCAAUCCAGCUUGGUACAAGACUACCAAGUGCCUGAUAUACAUCAAACAUCAAGUUGGAACCAACCAGCUGGUACCCAUCAACAUCCAGUACCCAGGACCCAACUGUCCCACCCAAACAUCAUUGGAACUGAGUUCAACCCAUUGUUGGCUAGUACCCACAGGUCUCAACAAGUACAUAGUGGUAACACAAGUUGGACUGAGCCACAAGUAAGAGUACUUGCUAGCAGGAGUGAACCUGCAAUGUAUGUGUCCUAUGGAACCAACAGAAACCCCCAAGGGUACAUGUUUCAACCUGGCCUUGAUCCUGAACACAGAAUACACUUACCACAAAGUGGUCCAUCUUCUAGCUAUCCCAAGGAUUCACAAGAAAUGUUUGGAUCCAGACCUCAGUCAGGGGAGUUCAGACCCCUUCAGCCAGAAUUGGAGACAGACUUUGAAAGCCAAGACAGCAAAUCCCCACAAUAUGUAGCUGCUUUUUGGAACCAUCAGAAUGGUGCACCUGAUGGAUUACAAGGAAACACUCAAAGAGAUAAGAUUGGUUCCAACAACCACCACCAUGGAGAAAUAUCAGAGAUCCCACAUGCUGUAACCAGGCAGCCAGCUUACCAGGCAACUGGGUUACCUGAGCAAUGCCAUGCUGUUCUUGAGAGGCAGAGACACGAGCUUCGUCAAGAGCAAGCUUUGCUGCGACAGAAACUCAAAGAUCAAGAAAAGAUACUACUCCAAAAACAGAACCAACUUGAGCUCCACAGACUACGCCAGCUGGAACAGGAAGGGCAAAGACACAGUACAUCCUCCCACAUGGAAAGAGAAUGGCUUGACCAUGGCAGUGGCACAGUGGCAACCUCUCACCCUCAGAAGAAUGUUAAAGAUCUUGAAUGGGAAGAACCAAACAUUUAUAGUGGGAUGCAGCAUGAAGUGCCCUCUGGGAGUGAGAAUGACAGUGAUGAAGUCAUCUCAACUAAUUACCCACCCGAAAGUUUCAUGAACCAAUCAACAUCAAAAGAAGCCCUUGAAACCUCUAUGAGAAGAUUACAUGUUAGUCCAAGAAGUAGGAAUCCCUGUGGCACUGAUAUGUCAAAUGCCAGAGUUGCUAUAGCAACAGAAAAUCCAUCACAGAGGACACGAGGAAUUAAGAUUGAUGGCUAUGCAUCACUGUAUCCCAACUCCCAGCCAAGGAACAAAAUACAUGUACAAGGGUCCAUGCCAUCUUAUUCACCGUCCACAUCCAGCUCAGGCAUGUCCCAGGCAAGAAUGGUCGACAGGUCAACAUCUCCUUUGUACAAGGACCACAAAACAGAAACUGCAAGAUCUCCUGGAAAGGGAGGCCUUAGUUUGUCCCCUGGGAAGGUUCAUAUCACCCCUGCACCUGCUGCUCAUACGAAUAGGGAACCAAUUCAAAUGCAGCAUCGACGGAGACGAGCAGUGUCACUCCCACAAAGUCCUAGAUAUCACAGUGGUAUAACAAAAGAAAAGAAAAGUAAUGCAACUCGCCUUUCUGAUUUAAUUUCCGAGAUGGAAUCCCCCACCCAACCCAACACAACCCAUGCCAGACUAGUGAACAUAACCGACAGCAGGAGCAUGAUCAGACAGCGUUACAUCAGCACACCUGACUUGUUUCAGGAUGUAGUGGACACAGACACAGAUACAGAGUUACAGGAAUCUAGAAUUCUGGAAGAUGUUUUUUUUUUAUGAGUGUCACUUCAGCGUGAUUAUUGUUAACUUUCUGCACAUUUGUAAGGAAGGCUCAUUUUUAUUCUGUACAGUGCAAAUGUUGUCUUGAAGUUUAUCAUUGCCUGUACAUCUGUUAUGCAAUGCAAGAAUAUUCUAGGCCUUUCUGAAAUGAGAUACUUAAAAAAAUUCAAACUACAAUAUAGCCAAGGUUUUCAUGCAGUUAAUAACCAAUCAAUAAGUUCACAGCAGACCUGACGUUUGGAUUUUGAAAUGUGUCACUUAUAUGUCAUUUAAAUGAAAUAUGCAAAAUUUAAAUUUUUAAAAGUGUAAAUACUUCAAAGGCUUAUGCCAUCAGUUUUGACUUCUUUUUUUACAUGCUAAGUAAGAUAUUAACUUAUUAAACAGCAGUUGCUUUGGAAAAUUUC
Acanthaster planci (crown-of-thorns starfish) is the source of this 2989-nucleotide messenger RNA. RefSeq lists its product as uncharacterized. The record is from RefSeq and is a predicted model, not a curated record. Lineage: Eukaryota; Metazoa; Echinodermata; Asteroidea; Valvatida; Acanthasteridae.